AGCCGUUUAGGAGUAGGAGCAGAGUCGAGCUAAUUUACACGAUCGUUGCUGUUAAAGUGUUUUAUGUUGCGCGCUAGAUUCGAUCGUGCGAUCGUUUUGUGUUGUCGUUAUGUGUUGUGCCUCUCUAUAUGUGCUAACUAUAAGAGUGAUUAUUAGUUUGGUGAAACAAUAGCAAGUUUUGUUUUCUAGCUUCUUCAAAGCAUUCCUACAACUCUUAUCAAUAGUUUAAUAAGCAAUCCUUUCGAAUCUAUCCUGCGUGUUCCGAUAACCGAUGCCUUGCUUCCACUGACGGAGCAGCUCUCAUUUGCGAAACGGAAAGGGAAUGACGGAUGUUUCGAAAUCCACUCCACUCCGCGGCAUGGGACGGCAAGGGCAAGGGGGGUGGCACACGAAAUUCAAAUCAUGAACGCAAAGUGAAGCUCCCGGGCGGCUUCGGUGGCACACGAAAUUGAGUGAGUGUGUGGGGUAGGGGAGGCGGGAGGCCAGCACCAAGUUUGCACCGGCAGCAGCAGCAGCAGCAGCUUGACUUCGCCGGACGAUCGUAUCGGAUAAAACCCUCCCGGUGGACGGAUAAGGGGCAUUAUGGAUAAUCAUAGAGAAGAAUAUGGCACUUAAUUUAAGAAAAUGGGAAGAUUGAAGAAUAAAGUGGUCACAAACCAACCCGUCCUAACCAAACCCGCCGUCGUCUUCGUCGUCGCGGUCGCCGUCGUUGCGGUCGGAAUCGAAAACGCUCACGCACACAACGCUGCUGGACCACAAUAAGAAUUGAAGAUUGGACCCACCUUUGCAAAGACCAUGUGAAGACGCGUGUCUGUGUGUGUUUGUGAGAGAAAGUGUGUGUGGUUGUGGUGCCCUUUUGCACAAUGCUGCAUAUCCGUUCGAAGGUAGUAGAAUAGAAUCGUACGGAAAAUGAACAGAACAGAUGAUAUUACAUGAACAUUGGAGAUGCUGUGUAGUUUAAUAGAAGAACGCUUAAUAAGAUCUUUAUUGCUUGCCAAAAUAGUUUUAAAAUAUGCCUCCACAUGAUUAGUUCCACAAAUUGAUCUAUAUUCGAGCGUCUUCAAGUGCCUUUGGAACGAUCGCCAUCGCUCGUGGAUGUCUCCGGAUGUUCCCAUCCUGCGUGGAUGUCCCAUGGACUGUAACACCUGCCUUCCAUAGUGUUCGUUCGUCCGCUCAGUUGUGCCUGAGUUGUGGCUGUGUGCGAGUGUGUCUGUGUGUGUCUUCAUUUCUUCCCCGGUUCAAUUUGCCCUGUCGUCCUGAAUUGACGACCAUUGUGUAACGCUUCUCGUUUGAUGUGGUCGGCCGUCGGAAGAUAGUUGCUAGAUGCUUGGGUAUGUUUGGUGAAGAAGCGACAAACCGCAAACGACUCCAGGGAUGAACUGCACACAACCCGCCAUCGAUGACUUUCCCCGGGACCUGUUCACCGAGGCGCAGCGCCAGAAUGGGGCAGUAGUGUUACAUGCAAUCGCUAGUUUAUAUUUAUUUGUAGCUUUGGCCGUAGUUUGUGAUAAGUAUUUUGUACCUGCCGUCGAGAAGAUUUGCCAAGCGUUAAACAUGUCCAACGAUGUAGCCGGUGCCACGUUUAUGGCAGCGGCCACCUCCGCCCCAGAACUGUUCGUGAACGUGAUUGGCACGUUCAUCACCGAAGGUGACAUCGGCGUCGGCACCAUCGUGGGCUCUGCCGUCUUCAAUAUCCUGGCCGUGGCGGCCUGCUGUGGCAUCGGUGCCGGCAUGGUAGUGCCACUGGACUGGUGGCCGCUGACGAGGGACUGUUUGGCGUACGGCAUUACGGUGGCCAUCCUGAUUUGCAUCAUCCAUGACGAGCGGGUCGAGUGGUACGAGGCACUGAUAUUGGUGUUGCUGUAUAUUGUGUACAUUGCUGUGAUGUACUAUGAUAAGUCGUUCCAAAAGUGUGCCAGAGGUGGUUUGAAGCACGCCCGAAAGCGAAGAUCCCACGAUACCUCCAGUAGCCUCAAGUCGGAUUCUAGCCGAACGCAAGAGGCAAUUGAGGCGCGCACACCGCUGCGCAUCGGACACUUCCAGCAGAACGGCAACUUGAAGAAUGUGGCCCAUAUCGAUGCACCCGCGGAAUUGACGUCACCAGCUGGCGGGAUGGACGUAGAAAUGCAAAUUAAGCCAUUUACAUCGAUCGACUUGCGUGCGCCGCCGGGCGGGACGGCAACCGCCACGACCGAUCUCGAAACACACAAGCCAAGCGCCGGCCCAUCGUCGGUCGACCCGGCCCCAGCCGAGGGUGAGGUGGGCGAUGUGCCCGAGCGGCCACCGCCACCGCCAAGUCCAGCCACACCGCCGGUCCAGGAGCAGGACGCCGGCGUGAAUGGUGUGAAGGAAACGGUGGCCGGUACGCUACCGCCGAAGGAGUGGAACGGUGAGAAUGGGCACGGCACCACCGGUCCGGUGGCGGAGGCCGUUGUUAGAGCGCUGGAAAGUGGUAGCACUGGUGCGGAAGUCGAUGGCAACGUUGAGGGCGGAGCUAACGGCAACGAUGGAGAAAGUGCACCAGAGAAGGAUGAUGAGGAUGAGUUUAAGCUGCUAAAGUACCCGCUCGGCAAGAGUGCGUUCACGCAGUUCUCGUGGAUCAUUACCUGGCCGAUCCAUCUGCUGUUCAUGUUCACCAUACCGAACUGCGAGACGCCACGUUUCCGGAACUGGUUCCCGCUGACGUUCAUCAUGUGCAUCGUGUGGAUUGGCUCGCUGUCGUACGUCGUCGCGUGGAUGAUUACGAUCAUUGGCGAUACGCUCAAGAUACCGGACUCCGUAAUGGGCAUCACGUUUCUGGCUGCCGGUACGAGCGUGCCGGAGGCCGUUUCCAGUGUGAUAGUAGCAAAGCAAGGUCACGGUUCGAUGGGCAUCAGCAACUCGAUCGGGUCGAACACGUUCGACAUACUGCUGUGCCUGGGGUUGCCCUGGUUCAUCAAGGCGGCCUUCUCACCGAUCGAACCGGGCCACCACUGGGUCGGCAUCAACUCGGCCGGGCUGGAGUAUUCGGCCAUCUCGCUCCUCUCCACGCUGCUAAUGCUGUACAUCGCCUUUUCGCUGAACAAGUUCAAGCUGGACCGACGGGUCGGCAACGCCUGCCUCAUCAUGUACGCGGUAUUCCUCAUUCUGGCCAGCCUGAUCGAGCUGAAUGUGUUCUUCCGCGUCAACCUGCCGACCUGUGGACGGUGAGCCAGCGUAGAUGCUGGGAUGUGUUUGUGGUGUGGCAGUUCUGCAAGAAGUUCUGCUGCCCAGGAGCGGGCAGUUGUGCGAUUAGGGAAUCGAAUCGAGGGCGGUAUUGGGCGUGCAAACCUUUGGUGGCAUUCGGAACUAGCACCGGGUAGCGCAGCGAAGGUUUGCUAAGGUCCAAACAUAUUUUUUUUGGAUUCCACUCCUCUUGGAGUGGAAGAAUACACAUCUUGAGAGGUGAAAACCCUCUGACGGGUAUGUAGAUCAAGCUGUAUGCAUUGUUGUCCAUGUAUCUACCAACCCAGCCAGCGUAUUAUAAGCUCUCUAGUUUACCUAUGACAACGGUAAUCUCUGCAGUAAGCUGUCGAAUGGUCAGUUAACGGGCUACACAUUCCAGAGCUAUCGGGUGCCUCAAACACAUCUCAACACUGUGGAUCACCCAGUAGCAUUAAAGUUAUCCACAGUAUUUUCUUCACAACUCACAAAAAACACACAUAGUUGGCGUAAGCAUUCCCCUUUUCAUACGACAAAACAACUUAACCAUAAAGUCAAACCGUCGUUAGUUGUUUAUUCGAGUUGGAUAUUUGGAUGUUGUUGUCAGGAAAGCAGAUAUGACUAACAGCGUCAAACAAGACAAUAGAAGAAAAGGAAUAACAACAAAAGAAUAUUUGUAAAUUGUAAGCAAUUGUAAGUAAAGCAUCUAUCAAAAGAGGUAACACAGGAUACUACAAUCACUAAAAUUUGAGGAGUAAAUCAUUUGAUCUUCGAAAGUAACUACAAGAAAACAAUUACAAACACAUAUAAAUCAGUUGUGUGCACACACCAUAGUGUGGUUAUGAGAGUAGAUGCCAAGCAUACCUUUUUCCAACACAAACUUCCUUUCUCCAAGCUGGACUUAGUUGGGCACGUGUACCGCGUCACGUACUGUUGGCGCACUUGAGCUUCUCGAAAAUCCCUAACCUCGUUUGCCGCAAACGAGAUGAUGAUGUCGAUGAUGUGUCUCGUGUGCUGGAGCGAUAACCGUUGAUCUGUUGUAAAUAUUUAACCUCCAUCCCGCGAAUGCGAUUCCAUGCGAUCAAGUGUACCUUCUGUGGUAAGCUCUAACUCCAAAAAAACAGCGUUUCCGUUUUCCCCUUGUUAGUUGUGUACGAUCUCUUAAGAAGAGAAAAAAUAAACUGCAUAUUACAGACAUCAACAGACAAAACAAGCAAACCAAGAUGAAACUAACAAAGAGUGUUUGUGCGUGUUUCAAAACGUAGUAGUGAAUUAUGAAUAUACAGAAAUACAUGUUACGUUGCUAAGGUACAGAU
This is a messenger RNA of Anopheles coluzzii, 4496 nucleotides long. It is a transcript of the gene zyd, whose product is annotated as sodium/potassium/calcium exchanger 4. Gene Ontology annotation, molecular function: calcium, potassium:sodium antiporter activity; calcium channel activity. The coding region runs from base 1375 to 3189 and encodes 604 amino acids. Lineage: Eukaryota; Metazoa; Arthropoda; Insecta; Diptera; Culicidae. Gene Ontology annotation, cellular component: membrane. Gene Ontology annotation, biological process: intracellular calcium ion homeostasis; calcium ion transmembrane transport. The record is from RefSeq and is a predicted model, not a curated record. The transcript is spliced from 8 exons.